AUGGUUUAUGUUAGAGAACUCAAAAAUUUUUACCAAUAAGAUCUAAUUGACCUUUUUUAGCAAUCAAAUUGUUUGUUAAAAGAUAAAUAAUUUCUUUAAAAGUUUUCAUUAAAUAUAACUCUAAUUUUGAUAUGCUUAGCUCAUGUUUCUAAUUAGCUUUAGAUAAGAGAGAUGUAUAGAUUUUAUUAAAGAAUUCGAUUAAUAGUUUGAAAUUGAUGUUGAAGAUUUUAUCAUAUAUCAAAUAAUUAAGAAUUGGUUGCCUUAAGUUAAGUAAUGAAUUCAAAGAAUUUAGAUUAUAUAAGUGUAACAAUAGAAUAAAAAAGAAGAGAAGCAUCAGAUUAUUGAUUAACAAAAAAAGAAUUAAAAUAAUAUAUGUUAGAAGAAUGGUUUUUUUAACCAAGUGAAGUACCUUUAUUAAUAUCUAAUCAUGCUACUGUUAUUAUUUAACGUAAUAUUAAAAAUUUUUAAUAUUAUUAUAGAUCUAAAUCAUCCAGAUCCUCCUUCAUUUAGAAAGUUGAAUGUUAAUUUAUCAUAAGAAAGACUAUGUAUAAUCUAAUUUAGAGCUUUCAGAACUAUGCAAGUCAUAACUGAUAAUAGAAAUAACUUUUUGUUAACAAGAGUUAACAAGGAAUUUUAUUAGAGAGCAUAUUCAAUGCUUUAUAAAUGUCUAAAAUAAGAUUUAGUAGCUAUUACUAUUUGUCCAGAAAUUAUUAUAUAAUAUUCAUCCUUCCCUUUAUAUCAACAACUUGAAAUGUCAACAUUCUUUCUGAUUUUUUAUAAUAUUCCUUAUAGAUUAAUGUUAUUUUUAGGUAUACCAGAAAUUUCAUAAUUUUUUGCAUAACUAAUGAAUAUCCUAAAAACUCCUUUGAUUAAUUAAUUUGGAAGUAUUUUGAUAUUUCCAAAUUUUUUCUGA
Messenger RNA from Paramecium pentaurelia, 913 nucleotides. The record is from the annotation of a GenBank genome assembly. Lineage: Eukaryota; Ciliophora; Oligohymenophorea; Peniculida; Parameciidae.